This is a messenger RNA of Anarrhichthys ocellatus (wolf-eel), 5693 nucleotides long. RefSeq names its product splicing factor 3b, subunit 1 (gene sf3b1). The transcript is spliced from 21 exons. Bases 1730 to 5224 code for a protein of 1164 amino acids. NCBI's taxonomy places the organism in Eukaryota, Metazoa, Chordata, Actinopteri, Perciformes, Anarhichadidae. Gene Ontology annotation, biological process: spliceosomal complex assembly. The record is from RefSeq and is a predicted model, not a curated record. Gene Ontology annotation, molecular function: mRNA binding.
UACAUUUGUAUCGACUUCCAACUUUACAGCAAAUGACAGUGUGGGCUCAAAGUUUAUCUUCAGUAUUCUGGUUUGGAAAAAUAUUUCCAUGAUAUUUCUGUGCAAAAUGAAAUUUGUAUCCUUGUGCGUGCAAUAAAAUAUAGUGAAACCCACUGUGGGGUUACCAUGCUUUUCAAUGGGAGAGGUGGUUAGGUGUUCAAAGGGCUUAUUCACCUAACAAACGUGGGUCGCAGAUGGGUUGUGUGUGAGUCGAAGGGUUAACAUUCCCAUGUGAGCAACAGCCUAACUUAUCUUGGUAAAGGGCAGUCGCCUUCUUGUCGUAGCCUGUGAGGAUUCAGAGAAAGUUUGCUUUGCCAUGCUGAGCUCAGAAACUGAUGACCAACAACAUCCUGCUUAUGUAUAGACAGAGCUUUAGAUCACAAGGCAGGCAGUGGAGAGAAAUAGGCUUGGUCAGCUCAGGAUCCUUUGGGUUAUAUAAUACAUACAAGUCAUAAUCAGGCCUAAUUUGUCUUCCCAGUUUCACUUUGUCAGGGCUGUAAUUUUAACGUCCUGUGGUAACGUAACUACCUCUUUUGGCUUGUCAGAUGUAAAAGAUCCGUGGGCUUCAGCACAACACGUUAGUGCAGCCAGCUUUUCUUACAGAUCUCAUUAUUAGGGUUUAGUUUGUCUCUUUUUACAAGAGCCAGCUAGUUUAUCUUUCUCCAUUUUUAUUGCAUCUUCACUUCCACUGACAACGUGAGCUUAAAUGGCCCGAGUGCUUCAGGGUUGGUCUAGGUAGGACUCAACUGAAGCCUGCAUGUAGAGAGAGUUCUUUGUACAAAGUUGUUGUGUAAAUAUAUUUUUAUUUUACAACUCUCUCUGUAAAAUAGAAAUAUGUUAUCAAGAAAAAUUGUGUACCACAAUACCACAGGCCCAUACUAACUGUCCUUAAUUUCUCUCCUACAGCAGUACUGCUUUGCCAGUCCUGUACUGCACUCUGUUAAGGGUGCAGCAACUCAUCCUGUGUAGGUUAUGGGGAACACAGAGAACUGUGCACUUAUCAGUUUGGUCAGGGUCCACUGGCUACAACAAACCUCAACCCCAAAGUUUUUCUUUUUUAUUUGGCUUAUCAAUUUCCUUCAAAUUUAGAUCAAACUUCCCCCGCAUUCAUGAUGGAAAAUCACUGCCCAAAUAUUUGACUCUAUAUCUCAUCCUUAUUGAAUCAGUCCGCUUUGUCCUCAAAGGGAAGUCCGGAUCUGAAUGUGAGAUUAUUGGAUAAUUACAGGGCUGCUGUGACGUGUAAAUGGGGCUCUGGCAUGUCCUAUCGCCAUACUUCUGAUAGUUAGGAUGAUUAUUUUUUUGCCUCAUUUUUAAAUUAGAAUGCCAGAAUAGAUGCUCAUAUAUUUAAUGUUAAUGUCAUUCCUAGAUGUAGCCUCAACAUUUUCAUAUGCUAGUAUAAAGAAUUGGGAAUCUGGACCACAUGAUCUCCUUAUGAUUUUUUUCUUUUUCUAGUUUAGUGGUUAUGCCCCAAGAAGAUACUUUGUUUUUUGAGUGCCGUAAAUCAAUGCAACACAGGUGGUAUACUGUUGUGUGUGAGUUCAAACCCUUUUCCAAAGUGUUACUAAUGGUAAAGAGACAUUUUCUAGGCUUCUUUUCUGCCGGUUGAAGUCUGACUGCAGAGGGACCAUGGCACUGAAAGUGGGGCAAAACGCCGGACCCCAAGCUGCAGGUCAGGUCGUACGUGGACGUCAUGUUGGAGCAAAACCUGUCCAAAGAGGAGAGGGAGAUCCGUCUGCAGCUGAUAGAGAAGGCCAAAGCCGGGGAGCUGAAAGUCGUCAACGGGUCCGCUGCCUCCCAGGCUGCUGCUGCAAAACGUAAGCGUCGCUGGGACCAGACUGCUGACCAGACCCCCACUAAUACUACACCCAAAAAGAUGUCCAGCUGGGACCAGGCUGACUCCUCUGCUGAGACACCAGGACACACCCCAGGACACACCCCCGCACACACACCCUCAAGCACCCGAUGGGAUGAAACCCCUGGGCGUGCUAAGGGCAGUGAGACCCCAGGGGCCACUCCCAGUACCCGCAUGUGGGACCCCACUCCCAGUCACACACCAGCUGGCGCUGCCACCCCUGGCAGGGGGGACACGCCCGGCCACGCCACGCCUGGCCACGGUGGAGCCACAGGAAGCGUACGCAAGAACCGCUGGGACGAAACCCCAAAGACGGAGCGGGAGACCCCGGGACACGGGAGUGGCUGGGCUGAAACGCCGCGCACAGACAGAGGAGACGAGUCGGUGGGCGAGACUCCAACCCCAGGGGCCAGUAAGAGGAAGUCUCGGUGGGAUGAAACCCCGGCCAGUCAGAUGGGAUCCUCUACACCACUACUGACACCAGGAAAAACUCCCAUAGGAACGCCAGCUAUGAACAUGGCCACCCCAACACCAGGUCACCUGAUGAGCAUGACUCCAGAGCAGCUGCAGGCGUGGAGGUGGGAGCGGGAGAUCGAUGAGAGGAACCGGCCCCUCACAGACGACGAGCUUGACGCCAUGUUCCCAGAGGGAUACAAGGUUUUGCCUCCACCAGCGGGCUACGUGCCGAUCCGCACUCCGGCCCGUAAGUUGUCAGCCACACCGACCCCCAUCGGAGGCAUGACGGGCUUCCACAUGCAGGUGGAGGACCGCACCACCAAACAGAUGAAUGACCAGCCAUCAGGAAACCUGCCCUUCCUCAAACCCGAUGACAUCCAGUACUUUGACAAACUUCUGGUGGAGGUGGACGAGUCUACGCUGAGCCCUGAGGAGCAGAAAGAGAGGAAGAUCAUGAAGCUGCUGCUGAAGAUUAAAAAUGGAACACCGCCCAUGAGGAAGGCCGCUCUGCGUCAGAUCACAGAUAAAGCUCGUGAAUUCGGAGCGGGUCCGCUGUUCAAUCAGAUCCUGCCGUUACUCAUGUCGCCCACCCUGGAGGACCAGGAGCGCCACCUGUUGGUUAAAGUCAUCGACCGCAUCCUCUACAAACUGGAUGACUUGGUUCGACCAUACGUACACAAGAUCCUGGUGGUGAUUGAGCCGCUGCUGAUUGAUGAGGACUACUAUGCCAGAGUAGAAGGCAGAGAAAUCAUCUCUAACUUGGCGAAGGCUGCCGGUUUGGCGACCAUGAUCUCCACAAUGCGACCCGAUAUCGACAACAUGGACGAGUACGUGAGAAACACCACGGCCCGAGCCUUCGCCGUGGUGGCCUCCGCUCUCGGCAUUCCCUCUCUCCUGCCGUUUCUCAAAGCUGUGUGUAAAAGCAAGAAGUCCUGGCAGGCACGGCACACGGGCAUCAAGAUCGUGCAGCAGAUCGCCAUCCUCAUGGGCUGCGCCAUUCUGCCCCACCUCCGCAGCUUGGUGGAGAUUAUCGAACACGGUCUGGUAGAUGAGCAGCAGAAGGUGAGGACCAUCAGCGCUCUGGCUAUCGCCGCCCUCGCUGAAGCUGCUACUCCCUACGGUAUCGAGUCCUUCGACUCGGUCCUCAAGCCGCUCUGGAAGGGUAUCAGACAGCACAGAGGAAAGGGUCUGGCUGCUUUCCUCAAAGCCAUCGGUUACCUGAUCCCACUGAUGGACGCCGAGUACGCCAACUACUACACCAGAGAGGUGAUGCUGAUCCUCAUCAGAGAGUUCCAGUCCCCCGAUGAGGAGAUGAAGAAGAUUGUACUUAAGGUGGUGAAGCAGUGCUGUGGCACUGAUGGUGUGGAAGCCAACUACAUCAAGACUGAGAUCCUGCCUCCCUUCUUCAAGCACUUCUGGCAGCACAGGAUGGCUCUGGACAGACGCAACUACAGACAGUUGGUGGACACCACAGUGGAGUUGGCCAACAAAGUGGGAGCGGCAGAGAUCAUUUCUCGCAUCGUUGAUGACCUGAAAGACGAGGCGGAGCAGUACAGAAAGAUGGUGAUGGAGACCAUCGAGAAAAUCAUGGGCAACCUGGGUGCUGCUGACAUCGACCACAAGCUGGAGGAGCAGCUGAUCGACGGUAUCCUGUAUGCCUUCCAGGAGCAGACAACCGAGGACUCCGUCAUGCUGAACGGUUUCGGCACAGUGGUGAACGCCCUCGGGAAGCGCGUGAAGCCCUACCUGCCUCAGAUCUGCGGUACGGUGCUCUGGCGUCUCAACAACAAGUCCGCCAAAGUCCGUCAGCAGGCCGCUGACCUGAUCUCCCGUACCGCUGUGGUGAUGAAGACGUGCCAGGAGGAGAAGCUGAUGGGUCACUUGGGUGUGGUGCUGUAUGAGUACCUGGGAGAGGAGUACCCGGAGGUUUUGGGUAGCAUCCUGGGAGCACUGAAGGCCAUCGUCAACGUUAUCGGUAUGCACAAGAUGACUCCGCCCAUCAAAGACCUGCUUCCUCGUUUGACUCCCAUCCUGAAGAACAGACACGAGAAAGUGCAGGAGAACUGCAUCGACCUGGUGGGCCGGAUCGCUGACAGGGGGGCUGAAUAUGUGUCGGCCAGGGAAUGGAUGAGGAUUUGUUUUGAGCUGCUGGAGCUGCUGAAAGCUCACAAAAAAGCCAUCCGCAGAGCUACCGUCAACACGUUCGGUUACAUCGCCAAAGCCAUCGGCCCCCACGAUGUCUUGGCCACUCUGCUCAACAACCUGAAGGUCCAGGAGCGUCAGAACCGAGUCUGCACCACCGUGGCUAUCGCCAUCGUGGCCGAGACCUGUUCCCCGUUCACGGUGCUGCCAGCGCUCAUGAACGAGUACCGCGUGCCGGAGCUCAACGUGCAGAACGGCGUUCUCAAGUCGCUCUCCUUCCUGUUCGAGUACAUCGGUGAAAUGGGCAAGGACUACAUCUACGCCGUCACACCGCUGCUGGAGGACGCGCUCAUGGACAGAGACCUGGUCCACAGACAGACGGCCAGUGCGGUAGUCCAGCACAUGUCUCUGGGCGUCUACGGCUUCGGCUGCGAGGACUCCCUCAACCACUUGCUGAACUACGUGUGGCCCAACGUGUUUGAGACGUCGCCGCAUGUGAUCCAGGCCGUCAUGGGCGCCCUGGAGGGGCUGCGGGUCGCCAUCGGGCCCUGCCGCAUGCUGCAGUACUGCUUACAGGGUUUGUUCCAUCCGGCCAGGAAGGUGCGAGACGUCUACUGGAAGAUUUACAACUCCAUCUACAUCGGCUCCCAGGACGCCCUCAUCGCUCACUACCCACAAGUCUACAACGACGACAAGAACAUGUACGUCCGCUACGAGCUGGAUUACGCCUUGUAAAUACGAAUUCACGCGCUCUCCGCUUCACUCUCCAUUGUCGUCCCUGGUCUCUGUCUAGGACCGAGUCCGUUUCUAUUUAGCAACAGUGAUGUUUCCCAGGGUGCAACAGUCCAACACUGGCUGCAUUCAGCCUCUGUUUGAUGCCACUUUAUUGACCCUGAAUUAAAGAAUGAGCAUGACGUUAGGAGGAACAAGAGGAACAUUGUAAGAGUCUGUAUGUAAUUUUCUUUUCUUUUUUUACUCUUUGAGUGUUCACUGUAAGGAAUGGCCGAGGUCAGACUAGCCUUGAUUUGAAGAACGCAGAGCAAGUCGUCACGUUUUAAAUAUUUGGAUUUUUUUUUGUUAGUGUGUAAUUAGAGGCCUCUGUACCGGCUGCUCCCUUUACACACCUCUCCUCGUUCCACACCUCUGUUCUUAUUAGGUUGUUGCUUUAUUUAACCGAAUAAAAUGUUUGUGUAUAAAAAUCCAA